GGAGGUGCAAGCGGCCCAUGAAUAGGCCCAUAGUGCAAAGAUAUAUGAAAAGGGAAAGUUAGGGUUUAUAGCGAAAAAAAAGAAGGUAACCAAGAGAUAACUGUGUGGGAUUGUUGGCCGAGCCUCCAUUGCCUCUCUUCAACCUUCUGAUAAUGAUCAUUCCGGAGAAGAACCGUAAGGAGAUCUGCAAAUACCUCUUCCAAGAGGGAGUUUGCUAUGCGAAGAAGGACUUCAAUUUGGCGAAGCACCCUGAGAUUGAUGUGCCUAAUUUGCAGGUGAUUAAGCUGAUGCAAAGCUUCAAGUCCCGCGAGUACGUGAGGGAGACCUUUGCUUGGAUGCAUUAUUACUGGUUCCUCACCAAUGAUGGCAUCGAGUUUCUCAGAACUUACCUUAACCUUCCUUCCGAAAUUGUCCCUGCCACUUUGAAGAAACAGGCCAAGCCACCUGGCAGACCCUUUGGUGGCCCAUCCGGUGAUCGCCCUAGGGGUCCACCUCGCUUUGAAGGCGAGCGGAGGUUUGGUGGUGAUCGUGACGGAUAUCGUGGAGGUCCCCGGGGACCUGGUGGAGACUUUGGAGGAGAUAAAGGAGGAGCUCCUGCUGACUACAGGCCCUCUUUUGGGGGAUCUGGAGGAAGGCCUGGCUUUGGUCGUGGAUCUGGUGGUUUUGGGGCGCCAACCAGCUCAAAUAUUCCUUAAGUAUUAUGUUUUGUGCUUUAUUUUUUGCUUAGUUUUCUAGAAUAUUGCCCUCUCCUAUAGAUUGUUUUAUGGGCUUGACAAUUACUUUAUAUCCAGUUUUACUUUCACUGAA
This is a messenger RNA of Vigna umbellata (rice bean), 807 nucleotides long. Its product is annotated as small ribosomal subunit protein eS10z-like. Lineage: Eukaryota; Viridiplantae; Streptophyta; Magnoliopsida; Fabales; Fabaceae. Gene Ontology annotation, cellular component: cytosolic small ribosomal subunit. The record is from RefSeq and is a predicted model, not a curated record. Gene Ontology annotation, molecular function: RNA binding; structural constituent of ribosome.